Exaiptasia diaphana is the source of this 3652-nucleotide messenger RNA. RefSeq names its product putative leucine-rich repeat-containing protein DDB_G0281931. Lineage: Eukaryota; Metazoa; Cnidaria; Anthozoa; Actiniaria; Aiptasiidae. Bases 145 to 3189 code for a protein of 1014 amino acids. Gene Ontology annotation, molecular function: protein binding. The transcript has 22 exons. The record is from RefSeq and is a predicted model, not a curated record.
CUGAAGGAAUUCCCAAAAAACUACUUAAAAAACCUGAACAACCUGGCGAAACUUGAUCUGAGUAACAACAGGAUAUCUAAUAGUUUCUACAUACCAAGACAUGUUGUAUUAGUGAAUCUCAAAAGUAAUUUGCUAAGACCAUCAAUGCUCCAUGGAAUGUUCCACAACCUCACUUUGCUUAAAGACUUAGUUUUAUCAAUGAAUCCGUUAAGUGAUGGUCUGAUACCAGGAACAUUUUUUGGUCUGGAUAACCUUCUUAAUCUUGAAGUAGCUUUUGCUGGACUUAAAGAUUUACAAGUAGGAACAUUUGCUGGUCUGAAAACCCUGAACCAACUUAACGUCAGUUAUAAUCAAAUCUCGAUGCUACGAAAAGGCGUCUUAAAUGGAAUUGGCAAGAAGAAAAAGCCUUCACUAAGUGAAGUAUAUUUCAGUGAGAAUAACAUCUCCAAUAUCGAGGAUAGAGUGUUUGAGGGACAUAAUUUCAUCACAGAAAUUCAUCUAGCUGACAACAGGUUAACAUCGAUUCCAGAUUUAAAAGGAGUUAACUCAAAUUUCCAAAGACUUCAAUUUUCAGGGAAUCUCAUCUCUGAUCUAUCGUCUCUCUCCAAGUCUGGAAUCAAGAGCAUCAGAACACUGCAAUUGCAAGAAAAUAAUAUAUCAGUGAUCCCCCCUGACACGUUCAAGAAUAUCAACAUUCUAUUUGUCUUGGAUUUGUCUUUCAAUUCUAUCCAGAGGAUCCCAGCGAGACUGUUCCAGGGCUCAUACAUGAGCCAGUUAAAUUUGCAGAACAAUAGAAUUAGCAUUCUAGAAAAGGACAGUUUUGCUGGGCUACCAAAUCUUCGAGGAUUGUUCAUGUUACGAAAUGAACUACAGUUUUUACCCGACUCUUUGUUUGAAAACAUGGGAAUUGAUACCCUAUUUUUAAGUGAAAAYAAUUUUACCAAGCUAACGGGACGACCUUUUAAGGGAAUGAAUAAAACCAACCUGGACAUACAACUAUUCUCCAACACGAUCCAUGAAAUUGAUGACAGUUUUUUCAGUGAUAUAAAAGGCACAUCGAAAAUAACACUAGACUGUAAGAACCUCAAAGAUCUUCCUCGUCUUCCAGUUUCAUCGCAAGUGCAUUGUACAGAACACUAUUCCCAACAAUGGAUCGAAGGACUUCGUAAAACUGUGGCCAAGUCUCUUUCAAAAUCUGGGUUCCAAUGUUUUAGAAUCUUUUCAGAAUAUUAUCGUUGUAUACCAUGYGGGCCAGGUACAUAUGGUGGUGAUGGAAAAUGUCGAAACUGUUCUGCGGGAGGGUUUUUUCAGGACGAGUUGUCAGAGCUAGAUUGCAAAAAAUGCAACAUCGGCACAUUUGUCMAACCCAAGAAUGCACCAGCCACCGGACCGCUGACCUGUCAGGCAUGUCCACAAGGUACGCAGUCAAGUCAAUGGUCAGGAUACAGAGCAUGCAAAUGUCUCCAAAACUUCCAUAGAUUUGAUCGAUUUGAUCAGUGCUUUCCAUGUCCAAGUAAAGGUUUGAAUUGCUCCAACGACUACGCCAUUCUUUCAGAAGGCUACUACUGGGAAUGGACAAAUGAAAGCAUGAAAARCGACUACGAUAGCUACAUUACCAACUUGAUGAUUGAAAGCAGGGACUAUACAAGCGGGACGUGGACAUUUACAGGGUCKCUUCCAGUGCCUCACAAAUGCCCGCGUAAGUCAUGCCGCGGUGGACUGAACUCUAGUUGUGACAUUGGUUACCAUGGUCCUCUCUGCUCACUUUGUGACGUAGGCUACUAUAACAGGAUGAACAGCUGUAUCCGCUGUCCUACAAGUCUUUGGGCUAUCAUCGAAGUGGUCAUAGUUAUUGUACUGUUUAUAUUAGUUCUACUGGCCAUAAUGUGGGGUGAGAAUAAGCCGGUAUUCGAGCAUAACGACAACGAACGAAGAAGAACCAUURCUGAUAAGAUUUUGUCGUGUUUCAAGAUUGUCAUUGGUUUUUACCAGGUAAUGUCUGGAGUUUACUCUGCGUCUACUCGAAUCGAAUGGCCUUCAUCUGUUAUUUGGAUGCAGAAAGCUGUUCAGUUUGUCCAGUUUAAUGUCCUGGAAAUCGCACCUCUAAGCUGCAUAUCAUCAAAACUGUCUUUCAACGCCAUUCARCAGUUCGUCAUUGUCAUUGGUUUGAAUGCUGGCGUUGUUGGUGUAUUUCUUGUCUAUUUGUUCGUACGAAUCMUAUUUCUCAGGCGAAGUAGACGGAAUCCUUUCGAUAUCGAAGAAGCUGUUCUAAAAGCUAAAAGUUCAGCCAUUCGUAAUAUCUGUGUUUUUCUGUUUGCGUCUUAUCCCAAGACUUGCACGAGUAUCAUCCAAGUUCUGCCAGUGAACUGCUUGUCUCUCUGCUUUGAUAACCAACACGACCAUUGCAGCUCGUAUCUUCGUGCUGAUUUCUCGAUUCUUUGCAGCRCAAAACCGAACUACACCAAUUACUCGCKGGCUGCUAUGGUUUUCCUUUGGUAUCCUAUCGGCUUUCCUUUGGUCGUGAUGAUCUUAGUKUGGAAAUACGCCUCAAAAGAAAGCACUGAAGAUGAAAAUGGCGGACAAUGCACUGAUCAUGAUGUUCCUUCAAGUGGAGCGUUCACUUUCACGACAUCUUCAGCCGAAUCUCCAUUCAAAUCUGGUCUUCGUCUGUUCAGUGAGAACUACAAGCCAAGUUGCUGGUACUGGGAAGGACUGGAGAUGAUCCGGAAGUUGGUUCUCGUUUCCGGGUUAGCUCUGAUUGGUGAACACAGUCGUACCCAGRUUGGUCUCGGCGCAAUUGUUUCCGCGCUGUUUGCAGUUCUUUACGUAUACAAACGUCCAAUCAGAAACAACUUUGAAAACCUUCUGCAAACCAUCUCGUUAAUGGCGAUAUUCUUAAAUCUUGGUAUUGGCACGAUGUUGAAGUCAUCUGACAACAGCGACGACAUCAYUGUGAACAAGCACAAUGACAACAUUGGUGUCUCAGUGUUGCUGAUUAUCAUUAAUACUCUCGUCAUUGGCUUGGUUAUUGUUGCUUUGAUAAGGGUUCUCAUUGUGAAUAUUCAUGCAUCUUGCUCUGGUCGUGUCAAUUGCUGUUUAAGCUGCUGCCUGAGACUACAGUUCUUAGCAAYUGCAGCGCAACAUAAUAACGAACAAGAUCCAUUGCUGCCAAUAAAUUACGGCGUCUAAUGGAAAAGAUGCUUAAGAAAAUACAAAAACGAUAGCUAUCGAUUAGGCUAAACAACUGAUUUGUUAGUCUCCUGGUUAUGGAACUGAGUCAAGGCAAGGUCAACUUUUAAGUGUACUGUCUUUUUCUCUAGGCUUUUAGCUUAUUUCACAAACCAGAUCAUGCGCAAAGAAAAGUUGCAAAACCCUUGACAAGGUGGAAGGACAUGUGCAUCUCUUCAUGAGAGCAAAAAGUAGGAGUUAUCAUAAUCAAAAUUUGAUGAGGAGUAUGCACUAAUUAAAUAAACAAAUUGCAGCACCCAAGCACCAGCACAAAUAUGAAAUUCAAAUCGGUUUGUUAAMUAGUACGUAUUUUAGAUGUUUUUAUCCAGCGACGUACUAUAACAAGCAUUUGUGUGAAUAGUGUGGAGGUCUUUGAACUUUAUUUUAAGAUUUGUGGAAAAUAAAUUUUUAUGAAAAGAUUGCU